UCUUUGGCUUCAUGCAGAAGAAGCAGCAGCUGCAGCAUGUCUUGGCCUGCUCUGUACACUCAGCUGCUCCGGGCCAACCAUCACUCCACCAGUCUGGGUAAAGUGUGGCUCUCUGUGCUCUUCAUCUUUCGGGUCCUGGUGCUGGUGGUGGCUGCAGACAGCGUGUGGGGGGACGAGCAGACGGACUUCACCUGUAACACACUGCAGCCGGGCUGUGAGAACGUCUGCUACGAUCAGUUCUUCCCUGUCUCCCACGUGCGUCUCUGGUGUCUCCAGCUCGUCUUCGUCUCCUCUCCAACUCUUCUGCUCGUCAUGUAUGUGUCCUAUCGCAACUACAAGGACAAGAAGAGGCUGCUGCAGGGUUCUGGAAGAUCUUUUCUCAACAACAGAACCAAGGAGGAAGAGUUGGAGGUCCUGAAGAAGAGGAGACUCCCGAUAUCUGGCGCUCUCUGGUGGACGUACGCGUGCAGCCUGGUGUUCAGGCUGCUGUUUGAGGGAGGCUUCAUGUUCGCCCUGUACGUGGUGUACGACGGUUUCCAGAUGCCACGGCUGGUGCAGUGCGACCAGUGGCCUUGUCCCAACCUGGUGGACUGCUUCAUCUCACGGCCCACAGAGAAAACCAUCUUCAUCGUCUUCAUGGCCACCGCCUCGUCCAUCUGCGUCAUCCUCAACAUGGUGGAGCUGGUCUAUCUGGUUGCCAAGGCCGUCACUAGGGGUGUCGGUGGUCGGAGGGAAAGGAAAUCAUUCCGCAGAUCCAGAAGAGAGAAGACGCAGAAUAAGACAAACCAGAAUUUACUUAUCUCAACCUGAGGUCGCAGCCACAAGGUGGACGACACACACACGAGAGAACCACGUCCCAAAGACUCAAAACUAUUCAAGGCUGCAAAUACGUGGAAUAAAUGUGAAGUUGAGUGAAA
Molecule: messenger RNA, 917 nt
Organism: Hippoglossus stenolepis (Pacific halibut)
Lineage: Eukaryota; Metazoa; Chordata; Actinopteri; Pleuronectiformes; Pleuronectidae
Product: gap junction beta-2 protein
Exons: 6
Coding region: 37-810 (257 amino acids)
Biological process (GO): cell communication
Cellular component (GO): connexin complex
Source: RefSeq, a predicted model, not a curated record